AUGGGGAAGGGCACUGACAAGCUGUACAUCACGCGCUCCGAGUGGUCGUCCUCGGAUGCCUACGGUGCCAGCGCCGGGGCGAACGCGGGCGCGCGGGCGCAGCGCAACUGCGGCAAUACGCACGCGAGCUUCAAGCGCCUGCCCUUCAACUUUUGCGCUGCCAGCCUCCAGCCCUUCCAGAACCCCAUGUGCAAGGCCGACGGCACCAUCUUCGACGUCAAGGUCAUCAGCACCAGCUAUGCCAACAUAUUCGCCUGGGAUACGGUCGAGCGCAUGAACAUCAGGUCCAAGAUGUGGCGCGACUUGGUCGACGAUGCCGAGUUCGGCCAGGCGCAGCGCCAGCAGGGCGGCAUCAACGUCGACGCGCUGGGCCGCAUCGGCGACAAGGUCCUGCGCGCCAAAGAAGCCGUCGAGCGCGCCCGCCAAGCCCGCGAAGCUGGCGGCGUCGAUAUCAACCGCAUCAGCAAAUCCCUCGCCACCUCCACCUGUAAACCCUCCACCGCACCGGGCACCACCACCUCCCGCACCCCCUCCAUCCUCGAGAAGAAACUCGCCCCCAACGCAGCCGCCUACACCACCGGCCUCGCAGCCGUAUCCUUCACCUCGACCGGCCUGACGCCUGAAACCUCCGGCGAGCGCGCCGUGCUCUCCGACGAGGAAUGGAGUUCGCAGUCCAAAUUUGGGGGCGAGCUCUUGCUUGGCAGUCUGAAGCGUGUGACCUCGGACACGUUCGUCGAGCUCGGAGCCUUGGAACCUGAAGUAACAGUGCCGACAGGUCUCGAAGAUAUCUGCGGGGUGUCGCCGAGCUUCUGA
Molecule: messenger RNA, 813 nt
Organism: Chaetomium globosum CBS 148.51
Lineage: Eukaryota; Fungi; Ascomycota; Sordariomycetes; Sordariales; Chaetomiaceae
Exons: 3
Coding region: 1-813 (270 amino acids)
Source: RefSeq, a predicted model, not a curated record